Molecule: messenger RNA, 1325 nt
Organism: Harpegnathos saltator (Jerdon's jumping ant)
Lineage: Eukaryota; Metazoa; Arthropoda; Insecta; Hymenoptera; Formicidae
Gene: Smug
Product: Single-strand-selective monofunctional uracil-DNA glycosylase
Exons: 4
Coding region: 269-1204 (311 amino acids)
Biological process (GO): base-excision repair
Molecular function (GO): oxidized pyrimidine nucleobase lesion DNA N-glycosylase activity; single-strand selective uracil DNA N-glycosylase activity
Source: RefSeq, a predicted model, not a curated record
UGCUCUUUUCUUUGCUACAUUUAUAACGGAAAACGACAAGUGGCGAAUCGUGACUUUUGAACUGCAACUUACAAGAACGAAGCUCUGCUUUGAAUUUGCAAUAAUUCAUAUAAUCUGUAACGUUAUAACCUAAAAGUAUAUCAUUGUUUCAUCUUGAAAACUGAUUUUAGUUUUCCACGUAAAGAACUUUUUAGUGACAUUUGAACUAUUGAUCGUUUUUGAAAGUACUUGUUAAUCAUUUCAAGUUGAUAUCGAGUUGUAAACAGUUAUGCCUCGCACAAAGAGAAUCAGAGCGGUGAACGAAGAUUUGCAAGCAUUCGCCUAUUCGCGGACGAAAAGAUUAAAACGAACGGACACAAUUUCGUCAGAGCUAAGCAACGACAAGACAUCAACAGAUCUGGAUUCUAAUACAGAAAAGAAUGGAGAUGCAGUUGCACAUACAAUGUCUACACUCUCUGAAUCCAUCGCCGACAAACUUUUGUCAGUCGAACAACAACUCAGUACUAAAGUACAAAGUAUCACUUUUCAAUCGUCGGUACAGUAUAUUUACAAUCCACUCGAGUAUGCAUUCGAUACGCAUGCCAUGUACGUACGCAAAUACUGCAAUGGUUCAAAGAAGAUUCUGUUCCUUGGAAUGAAUCCUGGACCUUGGGGCAUGUCGCAAACUGGUGUGCCAUUUGGAGAAAUUAGUAUGGUGCGCGAUUGGCUUAAGAUCUCUGGUUCUGUUGGCACUCCAUCGAAGGAACAUCCUAACCGAAAAGUCACAGGAUUCCAAUGUACACGUAGUGAAGUCAGUGGAAAAAGACUGUGGGGUCUUUUUCAGGACUUAUGUGGUAGUCCUGAAAAGUUCUUUCAAAAUGCAUAUAUGCAUAAUUAUUGUCCCCUUGCACUCAUGGAUACUAAAGCCCGCAACAUCACACCGGCAGAAUUGAAGGGUGAGGGACAAGAACUUUUGCACAGAGCAUGUGACAAGUCCUUGGUGGAUGCUGUACAACUUUUGAAAGUGGAGAUUAUUGUUGGGAUUGGCAAGUAUGCAGAGAAAAGAGCACAGAUUGCAGCUCAAACAGCAGGUCUCCAAGUACAAGUGAUGUUCCUGCCACAUCCGAGUCCAAGAGCUGUAGGCAAUGGGAACUGGAAUGAAAAAGCUAUACAGCACUUAGAAGAGUUGAAGUUAAUGAAGUUUUUCAAAACUGCAGAUACUUAAAGCUCACACAAUAUACAAUUGUAAAUAUGGAUACUUUGGCUUGGAUGGAUGCCGCGUUACAAAAGGCUGAAGAAUCUCUACGAGAGGGUGAGGUUCCUGUAGGCUGUCUGUUUGUGUACAA